AUGUGUCCGCUGAGGAAGCCAUUGCGGUCCAUGAUAGAGAGUCUGGCCUUUGGCGAUGCGACCAAUGUCAACGUGUUCACCAGAAGCGAUACCUUCUCAACCAAUGCAUCACGAAACACGCCAGACAAUUCAAGUGCACAGAAGAGGGUUGCUCUUCAACGUUUGUUUACAGGAAGGAUCUACGCCGCCAUCGGGAGGACAGACAUCCUGAAACUGUUGAGGGUUUCUUACCUUACUUCUGCCCUCACAAUGGCUGCAAGUAUUCGGAAGGGAAAGGCCGUGGAUUUCCCAGGAAAUACAAUCGCGAUAGGCACGUCCGCACACAGCAUCGCAACCAGCCCUUGGGCUAUUAGAGUUAGACUCAAUGAAACCGAAUGCCAGGCAUAA
Colletotrichum siamense is the source of this 387-nucleotide messenger RNA. RefSeq lists its product as uncharacterized. NCBI's taxonomy places the organism in Eukaryota, Fungi, Ascomycota, Sordariomycetes, Glomerellales, Glomerellaceae. Bases 1 to 387 code for a protein of 128 amino acids. The record is from RefSeq and is a predicted model, not a curated record. The transcript has 2 exons.